AUGAAUCAGGCCAUUAAGACUGAUGAUGAAAAACUAGCUCCGUUGCGUGAAGAUGGCGUCGUUCAAUAUAUCAACAAAAAAUAUGAGCCCGAUCCUGAAUUUCAGUCGCCGAUUGUUGCUGGGAAAGAAGAUCCAUGGACAAGCUGGGCAUUAGAGAACGACAAUGGGUUUAAGAUGGAUAUAGAGACGGCCAAGAAGCAAGGCUUACCAAAAUCUUUGGAGUUAUACAAUGAUCCCGGAUACCUGAUUUACGGAUUAGGGGUUUACCAUCAAUUACAUUGUCUUAAUCGCCUUCGGAAAUCAUUCUAUCCGGAUGUGUUCUAUCCAAACAUGUCUACGGAGCAGGUUGAAAUACAUAAAAAUCAUUGCUUCCACGCCAUUCGCCAGGCUCUUUUAUGUCACGGUGACAUCUCGUUAAUAUACUGGUGGGAUCCCAGCUUCACGUAUAUUGACGAUGACGGCACAGAGCGGUAUACGGAGGACUACCUACAAAAGACCCCUAGGGAGCGACAGGUGGGACUACAUGCUUCAUGGAGCUCUGAAGUACAGUGUCGGGAUCUGGAUGCAAUUAAUACCUGGGUCAAGGAACGUAUGGUUGAUCCUGACAAAUAUGGAGGCAGGGAUGGUGAUUGA
Messenger RNA from Aspergillus eucalypticola CBS 122712, 633 nucleotides. RefSeq names its product oxidase ustYa family protein. Bases 1 to 633 code for a protein of 210 amino acids. The transcript is spliced from 3 exons. Gene Ontology annotation, biological process: mycotoxin biosynthetic process. Lineage: Eukaryota; Fungi; Ascomycota; Eurotiomycetes; Eurotiales; Aspergillaceae. The record is from RefSeq and is a predicted model, not a curated record.